AUGGCCGCGUCAUCGCAUCGCUCGUCCAUCGCAACCACCAUCAUCCACAGCCCCGUCGUGCAUCUUCUUCUACUGCUCUUACUCUUCGUGCUCCGAUCCUCCGCAGCCUCGUCAGCCGAACCCCCUGUCGGCAAUGAUGCGUCAAAUCCUUCUCACUCAAGCAUAGCCGCUGCCGCCUCUGCCGCUGCAGCCGCAGAUUUAGGAGAUAGUGUAGGCACAGGCGUGGGUUUGGGACUGGAAGCAGCCGCAGGGGUAGCGGCGGAUCAAUUCAUCUCUACGGAUGACCUUACUGCGGCGAACGGAGCGGCAGACGCGGCGACAGGCGCAGCGGGGCCGGAGGGUUUCAAUCCGAAAAUAGCGGGAAUUGAGGAGGAGGAGCGGUUGGUGAAAGAUCUGCUGACGUGGCUGGAGGAUAAAGGCGUGAAAGGGAUUAGAGACGAGGAUGCGGCAGUUAAGGUAUUCAUUGACGCCAACACCACUCUCAAGGCGUCCGGCAGGUCACGGGCGAACCUCCGCAUGGUGGCGCGGCGCCCCAUCGCGGAGGGCGAGGCGUUUCUGUCGCUGCCUCGCUCGCUCGCCCUCUCCGAAUCUCACGCGCAGGAAGAGGCAAAGCCGUAUGAGGGGGAGGUGCACCCAUUCACGGCGCUGGCGGCGUGGGUGCUGAGGGAGCGGGGCAAGGGGCGCGCGACCCUGUGGGCGCCCUUCGUGCGCCUGCUGCCCGCCCACCUGCCCUUCCCCCACCUCUUCUCUGACCGGCUUCGCACGGAGCUCCAAUCCCAGUCACUGCUCUUAGCUACAGCAGAGCACAAGCGGAUGCUGUCAGAAGAGUACAAAAAGUGCCGGCCAGAGGCCAUUGCGAAUGCAAGUGAGGAGGAGUUCCUGUGGGCGGUGGGCAUGGUCACGUCGCGUAUGUUCACACUCCCUACAAGCAACAGCACUGCCAGCGGUGAUGCCAGUGGCGGCAGCAACAACAGCAGCAAUGCUGCGAGCAGCGGCAGUGAGACAGUGUUCUUCCCCUAUGCGGAUCUGUUUGACACGGACAACGACCCUGUCGCCAUGUGGCUGGCCAACGACACGCACAUCACCUUCACAGCCACGGCCAACAUCUCCCAGGGCCAGCACGUGAGCGUGGAGACCGGACUUUUAGCGAACGAUGAGGCGCUGCUGACCCGCGGCAUGGCGCUGGGCACCAACUACCGGGACAGCGCGGACGUGUUUGAAUUCCCCGAGGCCGCCAUCGACUUCUUCGGCCGAACCUACUUCAGAACGCACUGGGAAUCGUUCAUGGAGACUGACGUGGAGCAGGUGUUUGCUGACAUGGAAAAGGCACUCAAGGCGGAGGUGACCAAGGACCGGUACAAGGGCAUACCAGACGAGCCAGAGUUCAGGAUUGACACACAGGCGAGCCUCAGAGUUUGGUUCGGCGGGAGGCUCGAUCCGAGGCUGCUGGGAGGUCUGGCAGCCCUGCAUGCACACGUGAUGAACAAGGAAGCCCCUGACUAUGCUGCACUAGCACGGCCAGUGGUGGACUACAGCUGGCUAAAGGAACCCAAGACCACGUGUGACGACUACGCCGCCUCGCUCCCCGACAACCUCGGGGACUCCAUCCCCGCAGCCGGCACGGGCAUUCUCGAGCGCGCGAAACAGAUGCUGCAGGCCAUGGGGACGACACGGGAGGGGGAUGAGCAGCGCAUGUAUGUGGUGCAGGCGUGCAAGGAGCAGGUGUUAUAUGGGACCUACCCCGGGGAUAAGCCGCUCAUGUGCCCGCCUGAGUUUGUGCGCGAGUUGCCGGACUGGGAAGCGGCUUUGGCUUACAGGCUGUCAAAGAAAGAGGUGCUGUCGCAUGUGAUUGCCCGCCUCACAGCCACAUGCGAGGCUUAG
Molecule: messenger RNA, 1881 nt
Organism: Closterium sp. NIES-65
Lineage: Eukaryota; Viridiplantae; Streptophyta; Zygnematophyceae; Desmidiales; Closteriaceae
Source: the annotation of a GenBank genome assembly